This is a messenger RNA of Selaginella moellendorffii, 3030 nucleotides long. RefSeq lists its product as uncharacterized. The record is from RefSeq and is a predicted model, not a curated record. Bases 546 to 2858 code for a protein of 770 amino acids. Lineage: Eukaryota; Viridiplantae; Streptophyta; Lycopodiopsida; Selaginellales; Selaginellaceae. The transcript is spliced from 4 exons.
AUCAUUUGCAAAGGCAUCUAGGAUUUUCUUUAUUCUUUUUACCAUGAUCACUCUUUUGCCGCCGAAGAUGCCAUUGGGGUCCGACACUGUGAGAGACUAGUGCCGCGGACAGCAUCCUCCAGCCCCCACUCUGCUUGCCCAAACUACUCACCAUCACCUCGACACCACCAAUCAAUUAAGGGAUUGUUCAAUUGAGUUGGAUCUGAUAUCUUGUGUGUCUUCCAUGAUCUGUGUUUGUCUGGGUUGUUUCAGGCUAUGGUAUUCUUCUGUUGCUUGUUUGACCUGCGGCGCUCAUUUGGGCGAGUUUGUUUCUAUUUGGCCAUGGCGUGGGUUAUGUUUUGGCUAUGGCAUCUGUGCUUUGGGUUGUUUCAGGCUAUGGCGCCGUGUGCUGUUUGAUGAAGUGGCUAUGGCAUCAGGCUUUUGUUCGUGGCCGUUUGCUUGUUGGGCUGGAUGUUUUUGUAUCAGCCACGAUUUUGUAGUCUGCCUGAUUGCGAUUGUGCUCAUUGCUUUCAUGUAGUCUGAAGUUUUCCGGUUGUUGUCCCUGCAUGCGUCUAUUUGUGUUUGGUGCGGCUCUGGUGUUUUUCUAUGUAGUUGUGAACUGUACUGACAACUUUUUGUGUGCUGCAGUGCCCUCUGCGACAGCUCUUCAGGCUGCACCAGAAACAAAAACAACCAUAACAGGAUCAGUCCUGUUACAGGCGUGUGAUACUUCCAUCUCCACGAAAUCGCGGUUCAUAUCUCGGUUGGCUCCUCACGAGUCGGGUUAUAAGGCGAAAUUUCCCUCGGCCCGGACACUCAUGUGCGCGCUUAGUAACCUGCCAUGCCUUCUAUGGGAAGGCGUAGGAGAUGGACUUGUGGAGCUCGACAAUCGGUUUGCGCAGAGGUUGUCAGAACGUCAAGUCACCGUGCUAUUGGCUCCCAGCGGUUCAGGAAAAACGAGAAUGUUAAUCGAACUUGCCUGCAGUAGAUUCACGUUGUUUCUCACGGGUAAGCGUCCGAUGGUUGGAUUUGGAGGAGGAUCGGAUGAUGUAGAUAGGGUUGCCAGGUGGAUGGAGACUCGGUUGCCCGGAGGUGAACACGAUCUCGAUCCGAAUCAUGCAGUGGUGCGGUUUGGUGUUGGGAUUUUGAUUCUUGUCCGGUUGAAAUAUUUGAAGUUGCUGAAAGCGCUGAAACCUGGGCUUCAUCCUCGUGAUUGGGCUUUUUUCCAGUUGGAGUACCCGGCAGUUGAUGAUGUCUUCCAUGCUGCUGUUGAAGCCUUGAUCGAUUGUGUUCCAGUGGAUCAGCAACUGCCUUCGGAUCAGCUAAAGGAGGUUAUAAGGAAUCUUGUAGAUGACAUUGGCUGGAAGGAGGGGGUGGUUGUCCUUGAUGAGGCUCACAUGCUGCUUCAUUGUAUGAAAGGUCGAUUCAAGUCUGAACUCACUCCUACGAAAGGGCAGCCGUUGUUGAACCCCAUGUUACUGGCUCUGAAGUCGUACGGUUUCUUGAAGAGCUGCUUGUUUGUUGCGGGCACCGGCACGGGUAUGCUUAAGGUUCGGGAAAGACUUCUGGGAGGGACAGUGAAGCCUUUCGAUGUAACCGAAAUUUAUAGCUUACCUGGCUUUGACGACACCAACAUUCCAGCCUUUCUCCAACGGUUUAUAGAUAUCAGCAGGCUGGACAUGCCCGCGAUUACUUCCAUGUACACUGGAAGAAGGCGACUUUUGAGCACGGCGAUUGAGAAGUACGUUGUGCAGGACAAACCACCAGAGGAUUGGUUCCAAGUUUUCUUCUUGGAGUUGAUCAACAAGACUGGGGUGGAGCCUGGACUUUUUCGGUCUUUAAGGGAUGAAGCAGAGCGGGUGUGGGAUGAUCCAGAGACGGCACAAAUGAUUGAGGACAUUCUGUUCACGUAUUAUCUUACAGGUUUUGGUCAUGUUAUUGUGCAGCAGAAGAGGAGUGUCAUGACCUUAGUUGAUUGUGGCUUUGCAACACUGCUUGAGAGUGACGCCAGUGCCGGACCUUUUGCACCGAUUAUUCCACACAUAAGAGGGGUGAGGGGUGAUGAAGCCGGACCUGGUUCUUCAGGUCCGGCUGACGUGCGAUACGUGAUCCUUCAAGAGCUGAUGAUUGCAGAAGCACUCUGGGACCAUAUGCCUGCUGGUACAGUAAUGGAGCGAGUCAUCAGCACAGCUGCAAACGCAUCAGCCUUUGGCAUUACCUUUGAGCGGUUUGCAUGCAUCAUUGGGGAGGCAUUUGACAACAAGCUACCAGCUGAGGUUUUGGGUUUGCAGGAAACAGAUGUGGUCUACAAGGAGGAGUUUGAAGUUGUAAAGCCAAGAGGGCACUCGGGGGUGCUGGUUCAGGAGAUUCGGACUGAAGAACAGUUGAACCUGUGGCUUGAAGCUGUUGAGGCUGGUGCAUCGUUUGCUACUUAUGCAUGGCUUGGAUCAUUCCAAGAAGGUGGACUAGAUGGGAUGUUUCUUCUCAGAAGCAAAAAGUCGCACAAGAUGAUGCCUGUGUUUCUAGAGUUCAGGACCGGAUCUGGGCUGGGUGUGACUCAAGCUUUUUCUUCACUCGACAUCAUGAAGAUUGACAAGAUGCUGCAUUCAGGAGGAGCCUCUCGAAAACUAAAACAGUGGUGCUGGACUGGCAAUCCUAGGCUGGUUGUUUCACCGAACCCACAUCCAAAGGUAGGAAAGGUGGCCUUAGGAGAUGUGAGGCGGAGUGGGCGAGCGAGAAAGGGGCGCAAAGAAAUCCCCCUGGUUUCACCUCUAUCGGCUGUUUGGGCUGGUCGGAAACUUCGGGGGAUCGUCAACCAGGAAUUGCUGGAUGCUGUGGAAGAGGUGAAGGAAGGUUUGCAGAAACGGAAAAGGGGGUGAAGCGCUUUGCUACGUCUUCGGGCCACUCACAGUUCUCCCCUGUGUCCUUGAUCUUCUGUUUUGGGAAGGGUUUGAAGAGUUUUUCAGGGACCACAUCAAUGAAUCUCACUUUGUGAAACCGUUGCAGCAAGUCUUCCACAUAAUCCAUGAUUGCUGCCUUAUGGUUUCCGCU